AUGGAGCACAUCCGUACGACCAAGGUUGAACAAGUGAAAGUUCUGGACCGAUUCAGCAUCAGCACCAAGUCCUUAACAGGAACUCUGUACUUGACGGCCACACAUCUGUUGUUUAUAGACGCUCAUCACACGGAAACGUGGAUACUGCACCACCAUAUUGCCUCGGUGGAGAAACUUGCGCUGACGACGUCUGGAUGCCCACUUGUGAUUCAGUGCAAGAAUUUCAGGACGGUGCACUUCAUCGUCCCCAGGGAGAGAGACUGCCACGACAUUUACAACUCUCUGCUCCAGCUGUCCAGACAAGCCAAAUAUGAAGAUCUAUAUGCAUUUUCUUAUAAUCCCAAACAAAAUGAUUCGGAACGACUACGUGGUUGGCAGCUUAUUAACCUGGCGGAGGAAUAUAAGAGGAUGGGAGUGCCAAAUUCACACUGGCAGCUGUCCGACGCAAACCGAGAAUACAAGAUCUGCGAGACAUACCCCCGAGAACUGUAUGUUCCCCAAACAGCAAGCAAACCGAUAAUUGUUGGGAGCUCCAAGUUCCGAAGCAAGGGGCGAUUCCCAGUGCUUUCCUACUACCACCAGGAGAAGGAGGCUGCCGUUUGUCGGUGUAGCCAGCCGCUGUCCGGCUUCAGUGCCAGGUGCCUGGAGGAUGAGCAUUUGCUUCAAGCCAUCAGUAAAGCUAACCCGGUCAACCGCUACAUGUAUGUCAUGGACACCAGGCCCAAGCUCAAUGCUAUGGCUAACCGAGCAGCGGGGAAAGGCUACGAGAAUGAGGAUAACUAUGCUAACAUUCGCUUUCAGUUUGUGGGCAUUGAAAAUAUCCAUGUCAUGAGGUCCAGUCUGCAGAAACUACUGGAAGUCACUGGUACCAAAGGGCUGUCUGUCCAGGACUUCUACUCCGGCAUGGAAAGCUCCGGAUGGCCCCGCCACAUCAAAGCUGUCAUGGACGCCGCCAUCUUCUUAGCCAAGGCCGUAGGGGUUGAAAGUGCGAGUGUCCUGGUGCACUGCUCUGAUGGCUGGGACAGGACUUCCCAGGUGUGUUCACUUGGCUCUCUGCUGCUGGACUCCUACUACAGGACCAUCAAGGGGUUCAUGGUUUUAAUUGAGAAAGAUUGGAUCUCCUUUGGGCAUAAAUUUUCUGAGAGGUGUGGCCAUUUGGAUGGUGACCCAAAGGAAGCCUCACCAGUGUUUAUUCAGUUUUUGGAAUGUGUGUGGCAUUUGACCGAACAGUUUCCACAAGCCUUUGAAUUCAAUGAAGCAUUUCUUCUUCAGAUCCACGACCACAUUCAUUCAUGCCAAUUUGGAAACUUCCUUGGAAAUUGUCAGAAGGAAAGAGAAGAGCUCAAGCUGGUGGAGAAGACUUACUCCCUGUGGCCCUUUCUUUUGGAUGACCAGAAGAAGUACCUGAAUCCUCUGUACAGCUCGGAAUCUCAGGGGCUGGCCGUCUUGGAGCCAAGCACAGUGUCUUUCCAGUUUAAGUUUUGGAGAAGCAUGUAUCACCAAUUUGACCGAACUUUGCAUCCGAGACAGUCUGUGUUAAACACCAUUAUGAAUAUGAAUGAGCAGAAUAAACAAUUAGAGAAGGAGAUGAAAGACCUAGAAUCGAAAAUACAGCGGUGCAAAAAUAAGGAAACAGAUGGCAUCCUCAGCAAGGAACUGCUGCACUCCGUUCGUCCGGCAUCACCUCCUGUCCGAACUGCCUUGUGUUUGAAGGAGCAGGCUCUGCUCCCUGUGAACGACGCUCUUCGAACUAUAGAGGGCAGCAACUCGGCAGACAACCGGUACAGCGACUAUGCGGAGACCUUUUCCAAGACCGAGCCUGGCGUAGUCAGCUUAGAGUUCGGCGUGGCCAGAAUGACUUGCUAG
This is a messenger RNA of Chrysochloris asiatica (Cape golden mole), 1866 nucleotides long. It is a transcript of the gene MTMR6, whose product is annotated as myotubularin related protein 6. Gene Ontology annotation, cellular component: nuclear envelope. Lineage: Eukaryota; Metazoa; Chordata; Mammalia; Afrosoricida; Chrysochloridae. The record is from RefSeq and is a predicted model, not a curated record. Gene Ontology annotation, biological process: dephosphorylation. The transcript has 14 exons. The coding region runs from base 1 to 1866 and encodes 621 amino acids. Gene Ontology annotation, molecular function: phosphatidylinositol-3,5-bisphosphate phosphatase activity.